UCCCUAGCGAUUAUACUCUUUCUUCACUAGUUUUGUAGUUAAUAAAUGAGUAAUGCUAGUUAGAUUAAAAUUUUAAACCAUAUUUUACAAAUCAAAUGAUGUGUAAUUAAUAGAAAAUAAUCACGUUAACUCUUAUUAAAUUAUAUAUUGUGUCGUGACGAUAAAGAAUCAGAAUAUUUUCAAUACCUAUUUUAAAUAAAUAUAAAUAGUCAGUUUACCCGAUGAAUUUAGCUAGUUGAUCAUGACAGUGUGCAUGUUCUGCACACUUGUUGAAUACUCCAUUGGUGUAAUUUAGAAUGUUGUACGGUGGGUCCUAGAUGAGUCUAUCAAUGUGUGGUCGCCUCUCGAAAUUACUAGCUACCUAUGUGAUUCUUGCGCAAGCUGUGACAUCGGUGACUCUGGAAGCGCCCACACAAACCAACCCAAGAAAAUUCUACAAACAUUGGCCAACUUUCUCUACCAUUAUAUAUAUUAACACUUACCUCCCUUUGCGUUUGUAGCACAGAGUAAGCAGUCAAAGAAAACUAUCAAAGAAGCAAGCAGCAGGCACAAAAGCUAGCAAUGGCAGAGGAAGUGGUUCUGUUGGAUUUCUGGCCAAGCCCUUUUGGGAUGAGGGUGAGGAUUGCCCUGGCGGAGAAGGGCGUCGAGUACGAGUCCCGGGAAGAAGACUUGAGCAACAAGAGCCCUCUGCUGCUCAAGAUGAACCCUGUUCACAAGCAAAUCCCAGUUCUGAUCCACAAGGGAAGACCGAUAUGCGAAUCGCUCAUCAUUGUUCAGUACAUUGAUGAGGUUUGGAGUGAUAAAGCUCCUCUGCUGCCUUCUGAUCCUUACCCUAGAGCCCAUGCAAGGUUCUGGGCUGACUAUGUUGACAAGAAGAUUUAUUCAAUAGGGAAGUUGGUGUGGGUAACCACAGGUGAAGUCCAAGAGGCAGCAAAGAAGGAACUGAUAGAGUGCUUUAAGCUGCUGGAAAACGAGCUAGGGGACAAGACCUACUUUGGGGGUGAGAGUUUUGGCCUAGUGGACGUGGCACUUAUCCCUUUCUAUAGCUGGUUCUAUGCGCUGGAGACCUGUGGAAACAUGUGCAUGGUGAAGGAGUGUCCGAGGCUGGUGGGUUGGGCAAAGAGAUGCAUGCAGAGGGAGAGCGUGUCCGAGUCUCUGCCCGAUCAGUACAAAAUGUAUGACUUCCUUUUGGAGCUUAGAAAGAAGUUUGAUGUUCAUACCUAAGACACACAGAUCUUUAGACUUGUCAAACUUGUUCAUGCAUGGAUCGAUGAGUAUAGCCUAUAUGUGAUAUUCGUGUCUCUAAAGUGGAAAAUAUGACUGUAUCUCUACCUUUUUAUUUUAAAAUAAAUGACGUUUGCAGAUUUAAGUUUA
Messenger RNA from Malus domestica (apple), 1374 nucleotides. RefSeq names its product probable glutathione S-transferase. Gene Ontology annotation, biological process: glutathione metabolic process. The record is from RefSeq and is a predicted model, not a curated record. NCBI's taxonomy places the organism in Eukaryota, Viridiplantae, Streptophyta, Magnoliopsida, Rosales, Rosaceae. Gene Ontology annotation, molecular function: glutathione transferase activity. Gene Ontology annotation, cellular component: cytoplasm.